Molecule: messenger RNA, 618 nt
Organism: Saccostrea echinata
Lineage: Eukaryota; Metazoa; Mollusca; Bivalvia; Ostreida; Ostreidae
Exons: 2
Coding region: 1-618 (205 amino acids)
Source: RefSeq, a predicted model, not a curated record
AUGAAGAUAUUUGGUGCUAGCCAACAAACCUCUCCCAAGCUUGAAGCUGUGCAAGGAAAUGAUAAUUCAUUUACCUUCCUUCAAAAGGAGCACAAGUAUUUCUUCCAAUCCCUCCAACAGUGGAUGAACGCUUUUCAUGUUUUUGUAGCAGUGUAUUGUGAAAAAUCCCCAUCACAUUCGCCAUGCUUAAUGAAGUACAUGGCAACGAUUCAGAAACUCAGCAACGAUGUCGGUGAAAAAGUAGCUUUUUACUACGAUGAACAGGUUGGUUCUUGGAGAGGUGAAAAUCCUGCUCAAAUGCCCUGGGAAAAAAUCAAUGCUAAACAUUACUUAGAGGCAUUACAAGUUGGACUUAAAAGUCGGUUAGACAUGAAUGAAAAAACAGACAAACAGAAAACACAGAGCCAGCAGUCCUUUCGUGGGAAAAAUAAGCCAUGCUUCAGCUGCAACAACAAUAAUGGGGACUGUGUUCGACCAAACUGUGAGUACGCGCACAUCUGCAACAGAUGUUAUGGAGAGCACCCAAAGAAAGAGUGCAGCAUGUUUUCAGAGCCCAACAAGAAACUCAUUGCAAACUCUAGUAAACAUCAAAACCGAGCAAGCCUAUUUAGAAAGUGA